AUGUCGUCCUUCCACCGCCGGCGUGAGGAGACGGAAGGGCAGCCCACGCAGGCCUGGAACAACCUCGCCGGACUCAACCAAAGCUUCGCCGCACACGACCUUCCAUCCGACCAGCAUUCCCUGUUCACCAUCGAAUCCUUCGACUACGACGUCGACCAGUCCGUCUGCUCAUGGGACAACAACAACCACACCUUUGUAACCCCGCCGACGAGCACCGGCUCUCACAGUAACGCCGGCGACUAUUGCAGCACCACCAGCAACCAAUUCUACCCGUCGACUGACGAUGCAUGGGGCUGUAAUCGAGCAAUUAAUGAAUAUGACAUCAACCGAGACGGACCGGACCCAGUUGCCUUCGAUCCUCAGCUGGAUUUCGUAGAUGGUUUUUCCUACGUAGAGCCAGUCAGCCAGCCUAGCUACAUUGAUCCUACCGCAUUCUCUGGCGAUGUGAUGGACAUGGGGAGUUGCGAGCCUGUUCUCGACGUGCGCCCAGAGCCCCCGAAGAUUACCAUAGAGGACACAGGGAAUAUGGGAUCAUGGUUAAACAGCAUGUAUACACCUGGAUUGGGAACCACGGACAACACCAUCCCACCACGGCCGGGCCCUUCGUCCAUGUCGGCGAUGGCGCUAGACGUGACAUAUCGCCCCCGGGAACUGGCGGACGACCAGGUGUCGGAAAGUAGUGUCAACACGUCGCAUACCAGUCACUCCUGUCGGACAUGUUCUAAAAACUUUGGUAACAAGGACGACUUACGACGUCACCAGCGUUACCACGACCCAAAGAAGCAUACUUGCAGGAUUUGCGGGAAGGGCUUCGUGCACCCUAAGGAUCUCCGGCGCCAUAAACCAACCCAUAUCGCAAAUAGGCCGCAAAGGCCAUGCCCGGUAGAUGGAUGCACAACUGCCACCGGCAGGCCGGACAACUUGAAGCGACAUAUCCAAAAUAAGCACCCGGAGUUCGAUAUCGACGCCUGGACAGCCGCCCGCUGA
Molecule: messenger RNA, 987 nt
Organism: Lasiodiplodia theobromae
Lineage: Eukaryota; Fungi; Ascomycota; Dothideomycetes; Botryosphaeriales; Botryosphaeriaceae
Product: Zinc finger C2H2-type protein
Exons: 3
Coding region: 1-987 (328 amino acids)
Cellular component (GO): nucleus
Source: RefSeq, a predicted model, not a curated record